Daphnia magna is the source of this 2592-nucleotide messenger RNA. RefSeq lists its product as uncharacterized. The transcript has 3 exons. NCBI's taxonomy places the organism in Eukaryota, Metazoa, Arthropoda, Branchiopoda, Diplostraca, Daphniidae. Bases 187 to 849 code for a protein of 220 amino acids. The record is from RefSeq and is a predicted model, not a curated record.
AUUAGCAAGCGGAACACACACACAUUGGCUGUUACAAGAGUUAGUCCCCCUCUCGAUUCUAACCAGACAAGCCCAGCAAUCUGUUAGUACUCAUUCAGUUCAGUCCAACAGGACCGCACUCUCAGUACGGAGAGCGCCCGGGAGUGGUACCGCAGGUAAUUUGCAGUGAUACAUCAUAAGAGAUCGAUGGCCAUUAUGAAGAACGAAAUCACUGGACACUUGAUCGCAACGGUCAUCUCUUCAAUCCUCAUCUUUCAAAGUUCAAUCGUCAACAGUUUGCCUCUACCGGACGGACGCCUCUCAACAUUAAAUGAAGCAACUUCAUCACCCACCGAUGCCAGCCAGAAUAGGGCGGAUGAGGGCGUUGUUCUUCUAGUGAAGGAUCAAACCAGCCAGCCGGCUGCAGCUCAGCCUCUUGAGAAUCCUUCGCCGAAAGUGCGCAUCCUUCCGCCAGUUGAAACGAUGCUGGAAAACGAAAUAUGGCAAUAUCGCUAUCCGCCUUUCGAUAACUUGUUCGACGAGAAAACAAACGAAGAUUCGGAUAAAGCCGAAGCGGCUUCAAGCGCAAGAUUGCCAAGAUUAAACACGGACGCUCUGCCCAGCUACGUCAUUGGAAUCUUAGAUCCAGCUGAACUGGUCGACGGACUCUUUCAGCAACGCCCGUUCACGUUCGGAUUAGUUCGCAGCCAACCGAAUGUCUUCAAUAAACGGAACUCGGGCUCGAAUGUCGACGAUGCCAUCAAACGAGAAGGAAAAGGCGUUGCGGAGUCAUCUAGAAAGAUCUUCAACGUACCCAGAAUUAUCAUCGAUUCAACAUCAGAUGACGAUCGCUGGGUGUGGCACAAUUAACUCUUUUUUUCUUUUCAAUUUUAAAUGUGUUGUUCGAUAGCCUUCUGAAACUCACGUUGCAUCUCAAAUGGAAGCCACCUGGAGGCUGUAAUCGUUUUUAUUUUCAUCCACUAUCCCGUCAUCCGAUUUCUAUAUAAAUUUUAAGAGAUUGUUUUUUUUUUUCCUAUUCCUUUUUCCAAUCUACUGUAACCGUUUCAAUACAAGACUUUUUUUUUUUUACGAAAAAAAAACGAUGUACUUGUAUUAAUCAAAAUAAUCAAGUCUUACUCAGUAAUCCUAUACGCAUCAUCAAUCGCUUUGUGGUGGAAAUGUAUACAACUUUCUUUUUAUUGGCGUUUCGACAGAGUUCGAGAUGCGGAUGGUGUGCAAGUCAAGGUAUAUAAUCAGUCAUUGCAUCAAGUUGGAGUUUGACGAACAAGUUGCAGUUGGCAUCGGUGCAACUAUUGCCGCAAUCUACUCUUUUCGACGAGGGCUUUUUCCGGCACGCAUUUCAAAAUUUCCUUUUGUUUGCCUCAGUCUUUUUUUACCUGUCCCGCUGUUUUCUUUCUCAAUAAGGCGCGGUCUUUCAAGGUAAAAAAAAAACCCCAAAAAAAACGUGAUCCAGGAAGACGUGUACGUCGUUUUAUUUAACUGGAAACGAUGAUGCCGCCAGCUGCGAAAGUCAUUGCUGUUUAGUGCAAGCAGAGUGGUAGUAGUACCGUUCCUUGUAAUUUCACAGCCGACUCGUGAAAACCAAAGUCGGGCGUGCAAUGCGUGAAAGUCCAAUUGUUUGUGUUUACCUCCAUUUUUUUUUUUUGUUGGCGUUAUUAACAUUCCGGAAACAGGGGAGGACAACGAUACGAAGGAAAAGUGAUUAGAAAAGGGGAAACUUUCUAAAACGACGUCUGGACAUCGUCUGACUACUUUUGUCCGGCAAGACAUUCAUCCAUACAGAACGUUCUUCUUCUUCUUUCUCCUCUUCGAUGUAUAGGGAAGUUCUUCUUUUCGUGGCUAUUAGAAACGCUGUCUGCGUAUCCAACUCGUCCUAUUUUCAUUCUCAUUAUUUCGACUCAGAUUUUGUUUUCCCAUCAUUGCCCGUUUUUUUUUUUUGGCACAGUCUUCCGGGAGAGUCACAGCAUCAACAGCUGGCGAUGUGUCACGCGUUCUGUAUUUAUUUUAUUUUUCAUUAUUUUUUCUAUUUCAGAAAGCACCUGGACCUGCACACUUAACGACAUUGUUGAUCCAUUUUCGUCCUUUUCCCUCGCGUUUUCCCUUUUUUUUUCUUUUUCUGGACGUCUGAUGCAACUCUGAAAUGUCUAAUAAAGAUAAUUCAAUUUAAAAACAAAAAAUGAAUCUUACCAUGAAACAUUCCAAAGAGUUAGCCCUUUAAUGGGACGGGGGGGGGGCCUUAUUAGUCGAGUUGCAUUCCGAUGCGCGCAAGUAUGUGCACGGUUUAGCUGCCGUCGACCGUCUGUUGAAAGGCAACGAAAGUGAAAGUUGUCACGCUACGUGCGGGGCCCGACGGAUGCAAAUGCCUCGCCUUAAACAGUUUUAGUUCCACAAAAAGAAAUACAUCGCACGCAUUCUCUCUCGUCAGAUAUGGUUGUCCAAAUACUUUCCAGUAUACUUGUCCAAAAUUUACACAAUUGCUGGCAAGUGAGGGCCAAUGCUGAAUCAACAAAUUUUCAUUUGAAAAACAAGCAACUGAUUGAGCUGAACUACCCCGACAUCUAAAAGAAAAUGAAUAAAAAGGAAAGCAAAAAG